Molecule: messenger RNA, 1422 nt
Organism: Lentinula edodes (shiitake mushroom)
Lineage: Eukaryota; Fungi; Basidiomycota; Agaricomycetes; Agaricales; Omphalotaceae
Exons: 4
Coding region: 1-1422 (473 amino acids)
Source: RefSeq, a predicted model, not a curated record
AUGUGGAGUCAUAGACGAAAACGUGGAACAAGUGCUAAGACGGCAACACUACUCGACAUGCCGAGGGAACUGAUACUAGAAGUGGCGGCAUACGAUGAGCACAAGGAACGUGCCCUGUCAGUGCUCAGCCAACUAACGAGAGCAACCCACAUCAACUUGAACGGCUUUCUGUACGUUAACGCACCCUCGGUGGCAUUGGCGACUCUAUCGAAAAAAGUAGUGACAGGCCAGGAGUGGGGCGCUAAGCAUCCCGCGAUAUCAGUCAACGAGGUGUCAGUAGUUCUGGUGGAUCCAGAACAGUCACUCGUACAUACUGUCGCACAGGCAUUGGCGAACGUAGGCCACUACCGUAGGGAUCACCCAUUGCAAGGGUUCAGCUUCAUCAGCAACCUACAAACCGUGGUUGACGUCUUCCCUUCUUCAGUACCACUAGCGUUCCGCCACCUUCAGACACUUAAUCUCUGCACACCAGCCUCAGAACAUAGACAGAGGCAAGUGUCCAUACAAAUUCUGCAAAUGUGUUCGAAAACACUGAGGACAGUGCGACUAGAUUUACAGUCGUUGGGUAUGCCAGCAAAGUUGUUGGAUCAAAUGCAACGGGCUGCAACGAGGGUCCAGCAAUUAUCGAUUCGCAUUGGACGUAAACCCUUGCGUAGGGACAAGAGACCAUUGCAACGGCUAUUGGACAAUAACGGUUUUCAGUUCCAGGACUUGCGAGGGUUGUACAUCGACGACAGGAGUAACGUUGCGAACAUGAAGCAAUUCAUUCAACGGCAUGUCACCGUCACCAGACUGGAGUACAGGUCCAAUAGAAUGGGAGGAAGUGUUGUAUUAGACUUCAACGAGCUUCCCGCAUUACACCGUUUUUCAGGAUCGAUCGUGCACAAUCGCUUGUUGUUGGAAAGCAACAAUGAACAGAUCCAGACAAUGACGUUGAUAGAUGACGAAGUGGCAGAAUUUGAAUGGACAUUGUUCGUGAAUGCGUUGGCCAAAGUCCAAACUGUAACAACAUUGGAGCUUCAAACGCAAGGAGGGCAACCGUAUACACAGGUGUUGGAAGUAUUGAAUGCAGCACCGCAGCUUCAGACGCUCAAGUUUGUCCUGAGAGGAAUUUGGUAUCAGCCAAACCACGCUAAUGAAGAAGCUGUUGACAUUUUUGUUGAACUAUUGACACGAUUAGAGAACAUUCGAGAGAUAGUGGUGAUGGUAACUGGUCAUCCUGACGCGAUUUCCGAUGCAGUGGAUUAUGUGUUGACCAAAGUAGGAUUUCCAAGAAGAACACAGAUGAGGGUGACUGUUUACGACUCAACUGAAAGGAAAGCAAUAGCGAAGUGGGAUGGAGUGAUUUUAAGAGAUAAUGUCCGUUUGGAAGGAUUUCUGCAAUGUGGGGAAUAUUUAACGUUAAGGAGAUUGGUCAGGUAG